This is a messenger RNA of Cottoperca gobio, 2561 nucleotides long. Its product is annotated as suppressor of cytokine signaling 1-like. Bases 379 to 1152 code for a protein of 257 amino acids. Gene Ontology annotation, molecular function: 1-phosphatidylinositol-3-kinase regulator activity. Gene Ontology annotation, biological process: phosphatidylinositol phosphate biosynthetic process. Gene Ontology annotation, cellular component: phosphatidylinositol 3-kinase complex. The record is from RefSeq and is a predicted model, not a curated record. The transcript is spliced from 4 exons. Lineage: Eukaryota; Metazoa; Chordata; Actinopteri; Perciformes; Bovichtidae.
UCAUGAGAGCAGGUGACAACAAGUCCCUUGUUAUAGUCCAACAUAAUAUCAAGAGGCUGUUUAAUAAACGGCCCCACCUUCAGCACAGUAUAUACUUAAAACCGAAAGUAUAAUGUUUCUUAUGAUAAUAAGAAGCUGACUGAAGCUCACUGCUCUCCGGACUCGGCGAGGAUCAGACAAUCAUUUACUGCAACUCAUCAGAUUCUUCAGUGACAGAUGGCUGAGCAAAUCCAGCCUUUCAAAAGUUUGUGAUGACGUCGUUAAAUCUUGAUUAAAGCAACAUGGAGUCUGAAAGAGGACUGAGCAGCAGAUGCACAACCAGAAAGAAGUCAGUGAUGGAGGAUCUGCCAGUGAAAAAAGGAGGAACUGGUGCAACAGAUGGUCAAGAGGAGGAUUCUCCUUUGUAGGAUGGUCAAAGACAAUCUUGAUAGAACAGUAGCAGAAAACAGUAGCAGAAAACAGAACCACGCAGCUGACACACAGAACCAAAGUCAACCCCCUGAGGAACAUGCAGGACCAGAAAGAGCCCGGAGCACAGAGAGAGUUCAACCAGAGAGCCAAGAGCCGACGGAGAUGCAGCCAGAUUUCCUGCACUGGAAAAAAUUCAACUUAAAGGGAGAACCUGAAACCUCGUGCGAGCCAGUCACUGAAGCUGAUGGUGAGCGCUUGCUCACACACCUCCGUCCAUUCAGCAGCCGAGAAGAGUACAAACUAGUGAAACGCACUUUCCAGCAGCUCCAACACAGUAGCUACUACUGGGGAUCAAUGACCAUGGAGGAGGCACACAAAAUACUCAAACGGGCACAACUCGGUACCUUCCUCAUCAGAGACAGCGGCCAGCCGGAUGUUUUCUUCACUCUUAGUUACCAAAGCGACGAAGGUCCGACUAGCGUUCGUGUCCAGCUCAACAACCUGCUCUUCGGUCUGUAUGGCAGCCACAGGACUUUUGAUUCGGUCUUCGCUCUGCUCACUUAUUACACCAGCUCAUACUGUAAACUGACAGCGCCCUAUCGCAAGCAGCGUCCGGAGCGCCUGAUGCAGAUGUGCAGGAGGGCUCUUAUGGACUCAUAUGGAGAAGGAAAAAUAAGCACCUUACCUGGACUCAGCCCUCAACUUAAAAACUAUCUUCAUGUGUACCCCUGUGGUAUAUAGACACGUGUGGACAGAGUGCCUGUUGCUGUUUCAAUGCAAUGUUGUCUGUGUUAUAAGUUAAACAAAUCUUCUGUAUUUGUGUCAUUCUUUAUUUGAUAAAUAACACAAAUACAGCUUGAGUAUUUAAUCUGCAAAUUGUUCAAGGGUUAUUUGCACACAUUAUCAUUAUGUUUUACAAAGUACUCAUAGUACAUCAGUUGUUUUUAUUAAUAACAAUAUCCUGUGUAAAGGGCCGUCCACACCAAGAACGAUAACUAUCACCAUAACUAUAAAUAUGUUGUUUUAAGUGUUUGGCCGGAGUCCACGCCACAACUAGAACGACAACAACCGUGGCUUUUCUCUGUGACUGUACCUGAACGAAGUAAACACUUGGAGCCACUGUUUACAGGACGUUGUUGUUGAUCAGUGUGGAUGCUCACAUCGUUGUCGUUAUAGUUGUCGUCUUUGGUGUGGACAGCCUUUAACUGCUGCAUCAAUGUCUCUAUAAUUCAUAUCAGUUGUAACGUCCAAAAAAAUUUAAUAUCUGCUGCUGUUUUAAGUUGCAUUAAUUGAUGUUUGGCCACUAGGAAGUAAAAAAAAACAUAAAAAGAAGCUGGCAUAUCACCAUCUUAAAAUGUCAGGGCUGAAGAAUUAGCAAGGUAUUAAUGUUUACUCUGUUUUAAAAGGAUUUAUAAGGCACCAUGAUUGCAAUUAUGUUUUUAAUCCUGUUAUCUCGUGGUUGUGAGUUAUUAUCUUGUCAGGACAAAAGAGUAUUUUUUGGGUCAUGCUGAGUUAAUUAUGUCAUUAUCUUGGCAUAAUAACCAAAUAAGUUGGUUUCUCUGGACAAAUACCUACUUUUCAUGAGGAAGCAACAGGUUGUUGUCUUGAGAUAAAUUAUGGAUUAUUCACAAAAUUAGAGCCAGUAGUCUACAUAUCUUGUAAUCCAGCUAAUGUGCACAUCUCAUACAAUAUUCAACAAUACCAACAGGAUUACAGUAUUACAUGUCUGAUUUGAAUGAAGAUGUCAUAAGAAAAAUCUUUUGUUUUCUUGAAAUAAUUAACCUGGCAUUAUGAGAAAUCAACUUUGUGAUCCCAAGAUAAAGCUUCUUAGCUUCUGUAGUUAUGGUCGCCACUAACUCCUCAAUAAUAUCUGUCUGUGCUAACUUUUGUUUUACCAUCUAGUGAGUUAGUGGUCUUCCUCGUCGAUGAGCCUCAAUUAUAAUGUAAGUAAAAGUCUGUUUUAAUAUUGGCUAACAAUAUCGAUUAAUGCAGAUUUAAAGUUUGGAUCGGCUAUUCAUCAGAUUUUGAAAUCAUUCUGCAUGUGUACUUACUGUGUGUACUGUGUAACAACAUUUAUUACAAGAGUGUGGCACUUUGCAAAAUGUGGUUCAUGUUGAAUAAAUUAAAAUCCUUAAUCUAAAAGCUAAAAU